Molecule: messenger RNA, 576 nt
Organism: Macrobrachium nipponense
Lineage: Eukaryota; Metazoa; Arthropoda; Malacostraca; Decapoda; Palaemonidae
Product: protein FAM200A-like
Exons: 2
Coding region: 1-576 (191 amino acids)
Source: RefSeq, a predicted model, not a curated record
AUGUCAGAAGCUGCACCAAAAGAAAUAUUGAGUAGUUCACCACUUGAAAUGCCGGGAGAUAUGAACAACCGAGAGGAUGAAGAUGACGAGCUCUUAUCUGAGAAGAGAAAACUUGAGCAGUAUGACUUGACAAAAGAGGUUUUAUCACAUCUGGAUUCCCUUGCUGAGGAAUUUAUGCACUAUUUUCCAGAUGUCACAAUGGAGAAAUCUCUUUGGAUAUUGGUGCAGAAUCCAUUUAACACUGAUGUGGAGCUGUUAUUGGAAUCACUGCAAGAGGAAGCCAUUGAUUUGAAAUGUGACUCGAGCGCGAAAAGGGACUUUGAAACAAUGAAGUUAGAAGAGUUUUGGGUGAAAUAUCUCCCCAUGUACCCAAACGUAGGCGAAGAAGCACUUCGUGUGAUUCUUCCCUUUCCUUCUACUUAUCUUUGUGAAGCAGCGUUUUCAGCUCUUGUUGUCCUGAAAACAAAACAGCGCAACCGACUUGAUGUAGAAAAUGACCUGCGUUGUGCGCUUUCAUCCUUCAAUCCUAUAAUUUCUAAUCUUGUGGGGAAAAAGCAGCAGCUUCCAUCUCACUAA